Messenger RNA from Anguilla anguilla (European eel), 4937 nucleotides. RefSeq names its product cAMP responsive element binding protein 3-like 1 (gene creb3l1). Gene Ontology annotation, biological process: regulation of transcription by RNA polymerase II. Bases 251 to 1735 code for a protein of 494 amino acids. NCBI's taxonomy places the organism in Eukaryota, Metazoa, Chordata, Actinopteri, Anguilliformes, Anguillidae. The record is from RefSeq and is a predicted model, not a curated record. Gene Ontology annotation, molecular function: cAMP response element binding; DNA-binding transcription factor activity, RNA polymerase II-specific. The transcript is spliced from 12 exons.
UCUGACAGAACCCGGAGAGGACUCCGUUCUAUCACUUAUAGAUAAUUAUCAAAACAGUAUAUUAAACAAAUCGAAGCCGAAUUUAGGCUGUUACCGGCUGAAAUUACAUUGUAUUCUUUCAGGGAACGGUGCCGGAUAUCAUAAAUAUAAAAUUCGCACUUCAAUUGCAGAAAUACGACCUGCUAAAUUUAAUAAACUCAUAAAAAAUCUUACAUUCUACAAGAUAGCUUGUAUUUAAAACACCUUUACCAUGGACGCAAUUCUGGACAACUUCAACUCGGAGAAACUUUUCCCCAAUUCCAACCUGUUGGACCUUGAGGAUUUGAAUGAAACUGAUUUUCUCACCAAUGUGCACUUCUCGGAGCACAUGGAGGACUUCUCCAACGAGCUCUUCAGCAGCUUCUUCGACGAGCACCUCCUGGCGGAGAGGAAUCCCCUCAUGGACAUGGAGCUGGAGCCGCCCAACCCCGACAUUCAGGCGGAGCACAGCUACUCCCUGAGCGAAGACUCCGCCCCACAGAGCCCCUCCGUGCCUAUCAAGAUGGACGAGGGCGCAGAGUCAGAAGGCAUGUGGUCUUUCAGCCAAGACCUGACUGCCAUCCUGGUCAAACAGGAACCCAACCUGCUGGUGGAGCCCUCUCCUUCCCCUGCACCCCAGCCUCUCAACCUGGCCCCUCCACCACGAAGGAGCUCUCCGGAAGAUAUGGCUUCUAAAGACCUGAACCUGGUUCCUUCGAUAAAAGCUGAGCCCAGGGAUGUCAACCAGUUCCUCAAUGUCCCCUCGGAUGAGCAGCUGCAGCUCCCUCCCACCCCCCCCAGCAGUCACGGAAGCGACAGCGAUGGGUCCCAGAGCCCCCACUCCCUGCCCCCAUCCAGCCCGGCCCGUCUCCAGCCCCGAACCUCCACUGCCAUCUCCUCCUCGCCCCUCCUCACCGCGCCCCACAAGCUGCAGGGCACCUCAGGGCCCCUUAUGCUGACAGAAGAGGAGAAGCGCACCCUCAUAGCUGAGGGUUACCCCGUCCCCAACAAGCUUCCCCUCACCAAGACGGAGGAGAAGGCACUCAAGAGAGUUCGCCGAAAGAUAAAAAACAAGAUCUCUGCCCAGGAGAGCCGCAGGAAGAAGAAGGAGUACGUGGAAUGCCUGGAGAAAAAAGUCGAGUCUUACACUUCGGAGAACAAUGAGCUUUGGAAGAAGGUGGAGACCCUGGAGAGCGCAAACAGAUCUCUGCUGCAGCAGCUUCAGAAACUUCAGGCUCUGGUUGCCGGAAAAGUUCCCCGCUCCUGCAAGAUGGCGUCGACCCAAACAGGGGCCUGCCUAAUGGUGGUGGCGCUGUGUUUUGUCCUGGUUCUGGGCUCCUUCGUGCCCUGCCUGCCCGAGUUCUCCUCCCCGUCCCACACAGUGCGGUCAUCGCCCCUUCCCUCGGCUGACGUCUACACUGCUAGUCAGAUCCGGUCCCGCAGCCUCCUCUUCUACGACGAGGGCUCGUUGUUGGAUGACGGCUAUGGCGGCUUCGUAAAGGUGGAGGACACCAACGGGUGGGAGGGGGCGCCAAGCGACUUUGUCGACGGUGGGCAGGCCAAGGAUGCCCAGGGGGAACACGAGACCAGCAAGUACCUGAGCAAGGCCCACACGGACAUGUUGGACUUUAACAGGACAGGCGGCGAGUUCCUCCACGAAGAAGAACAGUAUCACAAAAGAGAGGCGAACCCUGAUGGCGGUGCGGAGUACUUCUAACCGGUUCAGCUGGAGCUGCUGAGCGCAGCCUUCCAGAGACUCCUGAUCCCGGUGGAGGCCUCCAGCACCAGCACCGUGCUGCCCCCUCCCAGUGCACCUCUGGCCCCCCCCAGCCCCCCUCUCUCCCUCAGCCAACCCAGAGAUACAGUACAGACAAAGGGAGAGAGGGGAAGGAGAGGUGUGCAAGCCCAGCGUAAAUCCCCCGACACCCUGACAAUUCAUAGUAGAACCCAGUAAUUGUACUUUUUUAUUCUUAAUUUCUCAUUGCUUCUGUAAACUGAAAGAAAAGCCAGAGCUGAUGGUAGCUGGUUUUUCAGGUCCCAUGGGAACCUCUGUAUAAGUAGCUGUUCUGGCCCACUCUUUGUGUGGGCAAUUGUGGGUGCAGCUUUUCUGUGCUGAAGAGGUGCUUGACAGAGACGGCUGCAGUGUGCUCUGAUAACAGCCAGUAUACUCCUGCUACAGUAAAACAGCAGGACAAGGGCACAUUGGAUGAAGAAUAAAUAAAUGUCUUAUUUCUAGGGCAGUGGGCCCUAAGAAAUAAACUAGUUUGUUUGGAUUUUUAGCUCAAUGAAUUGUCACUAUUCCCCCAAUUCGUCUCCCAAAAUAAACUGCUUACAUGUUUUGUUACAUAAAGUUCAAAGAUUUAAAAAUCAAGCGGGAAAAAAAUAUUUUAUGUAAUCAAUGUGAUGCCUGGAGGUGUUCUCAGGUGUAAUGACUGAUUCAAUCAAACCCCAUCUAUAAUAUCACAGCCUUCUGUUGUCACUAGGUCUGUGUUUAACUUAUUCAACUUUAAUAUUUUCUACAAUCACACCCACAUGAUUAUGUUUUGUGUCCGUAUUGCACUUUUACCAUUUAAAAAGAAUCAUGGAUUGGUAUACCAAAGUGCCUUCAAGCUCCUGUUCAGUACUUCUUAUAUCCUGUUUUAAGGUUGCCUUCAACAAUAAUGUUUCAAAUUUUUUUUAUCUAAAACCCAACACAAGUAUUUUAAGGAAUUCGUAAUCACCUGUAAACUGCAAUUUCAAUAACAAAAACAUAUGUCCAAAAAACGAAGAAGGAACCUCCUUUUUCUUUUGUAAAUAAUAAUGACGAUGUAAUGUUUACAUGAUCUUUCUUCAUAACUGUUAAACAGUUUGCCAACAUAUAUUUUUAUUUCUGUAUUAAGAAAGUUUUGUAUAUAGAGGAGUUUAAAUAGUCACAUGUAAAUAUACAUAAAACCAAAUUUGAGAUUUGAUUACCACAUUAUAAACAUAUCUUAACUAAAAUAACUGGAAAAAAUUUCACAUUGUCCACGUACAUGUCCAUUAUAUAGGUCAACCCAAUUCCACUGUUGGCACAUAUCCUAAUAUUCUAUAGAUUUCAGAAAAUGAAUAACCAAAUAAUUGGUGAAACAAAACAAUUUGAAAAGUAGUGUUGGUAAUAUGAGUAAAUAUAAUUUCUGUUUUGCUAACAAGAAUAUAUUAAGAUGAUUAUUUACAACAAAACAAAUAUUUACCACCCUGGCCAACAAUGUAUAGUUCUGUUUAUUUUUGUUACAAAAAAUAUUCUUAUUGCAUAGGGUAAUAUCGCUAUGCAUAACAGCACCAAAUACUGAAUUUGUCUGUUACAGCAGCUGCUGAGUCUUACAAUAAAGAAGAGUUAUGAUGUUAGCUAGCUGCUUGUAACUAGCGCAGCCCACUGGACCAAUGGCCAUUCUUUUAGUUUUGUGACCAUUUUUGAAGGCUGGCAUACAUUUUAAAUGAUGAGCAUUACACAGUUAAAUGUGAGCUUGAUUAUCUUUGUAAUCAAGCUUACAUGUACUGUAAUGAAUAACACACCUCUGGCAAACAUGAUAACCACAUACUGUAUGUAGAAAGAAUGUAUUUGCCUUUGGAGAACAUCCAUUUUUACAUUCAUUAGUUUUAGAGGCCAAAAGUGUAUUGACGCAGCAUUGCCUUUCCUGGCUUAUUUAUAAUGGUAUAAUGGCUUUCUGAGAACAAAAACCAUAUGAAGGAAUCAGGCUUGUUAGAGUAUCGCCCCAUUCAUUGAAUUUUUUUGCUGGCAAAAUAAAUGACUAAUUGUAAACAUUACAUUUCUGAUUAUAUAAAUGUAUUUCUGAUGGUGAAAAUAAUUAGAAAUGUUUAAAAGAGAGAAAACAUGGGCGUGUCUUUAAAUGGUAUUGCCACAUGUCUGAAAAAAAAAGGUUAAUGUUUGCUGUCCCAGACAGGGGAACCUACGAUUGCCCUGAUUGAUGGCUAAACUAUAAUAUGAAACAAUAUUAAACUGCACUGUUAUAUAAAGGGAAGUAGGAUGACUUGGUAAACACCAGUGAGGGAACAGUAAUUGAUAAGUAACAUUAGAUGCUCAGUGAAGGCAGCAGGACGAGGCAGAAACUGUGGCUAUAUGGUGUUAGUGUAAGGUUUUUCUGGUCUACAGUAACAGGUAAAUGGAGUCCAUAGUCUGUACAUUCUGUUCUGGCCUUCAACCUUUUCAUCUACACAACUCUUUUACUUCAUGACAGUUUUCAUGUAGUGUUAGAAAUGGAACUGAACCGACAACAAAUUAAAUGUAUCUUGGGCCCUCACCAGCCACAAGUGCUUGUAAACGUAUGACCAACAUGCUAGUGAAUUAUAUUUUAAACGUUUUUUAAAAGUUCGUAUCAGGGGUAUAAAGGCAACUUUUAAAAAUAAUAAAUUAUGUGGUGUGUACACUCAAGGACUGUAGGCACAUAAUAUCUAAAAGAAAAUAAAUAAAUCUGCAAAUCACUGAAUUGUCAGAUUCCUGGAAUUUCAGUUAACUCUCAUUUUCUAUUCUAAAUGGCCUUUAUUCAACAAAACAUCUUUUAGAUUACUAUCAAUGUGAAGAUAAUACUGCAUACCUCUGACUGCAUAGAACCAAAUCACCCACACAUAUAUCAGAUUUGAAAACCUUUUUCCAUUCCAUGUUACCACUGCCGCUACUGUCCCAUGGCCUUGCUAUUUGUAUCAUCUGUAUAUAAAAUGAGUGAAAUGCUUAUACAAAUGGGAUGUAUUUUUUUUAUGGAAAAUGUAUUUUACUAUUCAUAUGACAUUGUUCAGAAGUGGUUGCAAUGCUUUCAUAUUGUACUAUUGCAAAGCAUAAACAUGCAUGUCUUCAUGUGAAGUGCUUAGAAUACUUGUGUUGAUAUUACCUGUGUCUCCUGUCAAGUAGAGUUAGUUUGAAGCAAAAUAUAAAAAUGCAUCUGCAA